This is a messenger RNA of Tigriopus californicus, 1258 nucleotides long. RefSeq names its product alpha-taxilin-like. The record is from RefSeq and is a predicted model, not a curated record. The transcript has 3 exons. Bases 118 to 1122 code for a protein of 334 amino acids. NCBI's taxonomy places the organism in Eukaryota, Metazoa, Arthropoda, Copepoda, Harpacticoida, Harpacticidae. Gene Ontology annotation, molecular function: syntaxin binding.
ACUGGGGCAUGCUUUCACCUUUACACGCUCACGUAUACAAGAGAACUUGCUCAGAAUAGAUCGCUUUUCUCAAGCGACAGGAACUUAAUAAACGAAAACACAUCAUCUCGAAUCAACAUGGGUGAUACCAAAGACACCAACGGCACGCAACCGGAAGAAUCGGAGGCCCCCACGACACCGGUUCCAGUCGCUAGCAAAGACGAGAGAAUCAAGUUGAUUUUAGAUAAGUUUGAGGUCAAGGCCCAAGUGGACGAUAACAUGCGAUCCGUUUGCUUAGCCCUUGACGAAAGUCUCCGUCAAAACGAAAGAAUGACGGACGAGACGAACAACCUGCUGGAGCAGGUCACAAAGCAGGAACAGACCAAAGAGACCAUGCAGAGGUUGGUGGAAGCCCUCAAGACUCAAAUUGUCCUCACCAAGGAAGAGGCCGGACUCAAGCUCAUGGAAGAGACUCAAAAGCGAAUCGAUUGCUCCCAGAAGUUCCAAGAUACCAUGAGCGAGCUCUCGGGUCUAGUUGGCGCUCGUGGCGAAAGUGAUUCCAAACUUCGUGAAGAGAAUUUGCUCCUGUCUCAGAAACUGGCCGAACUUUUGGCCCAGUUUGAGGGCAAAGAGCAACGCAUGUCAUCCUUCAAGAUCGAGCAUGACCUUCAGAUCAAACUUUUCGAAGCUCAAUUGUCCAAGGCCAAGAUCGAGAAGGCGGAGUUGAACGCCAACUUCACCAAAGAGCGAUUGGAACUCCAUAAAGCGUUGUUAGAGGCGCGAAAAAUGAACGAGGAGCUUUUAGAACAGAACCGCGAGAUCAAGGAGCACAUUGAAGACUAUCAGAAGCAAUACGAAACCCUCCAAGAGGGCUUGGGCGACAAGUCGGACCAUUUCAAUAAUUUCCGCAAGGAGAUGGAACGCCUGGGCAAGAAACUCCGUCAAUUCGAGAGAGACACGAGCAAUUGGAAAGACAAGUUCGAGUCCAGUAACGACCAAGUCAAGAGAAUGAACAUGACGGCCUUAGAUCGAGAGAAAGAGCUCGAGAUUGUCAAGAAGAAACUCGGUGCCAUGGAGAAACUCAAUCGUGCUCUUCAAAACGAGCGAGCAGAACUGAAAAAGCAACUUGAGACCAAAUCUUAGUGAGGGAAUAGGGGACCAAAAUGGUCCGUCCAUUCAUCAAUUGAUUCUAAUACCAUUGUGUCAAUGAUUUGUAUGAACAUAUUUCUAAUAUUUCUGUUAUUUGCGGUUGAAAUAGGAAAACGUGAGUGAAACCAAA